Molecule: messenger RNA, 1396 nt
Organism: Alnus glutinosa
Lineage: Eukaryota; Viridiplantae; Streptophyta; Magnoliopsida; Fagales; Betulaceae
Product: glycine-rich cell wall structural protein 1.8-like
Exons: 1
Coding region: 13-1185 (390 amino acids)
Source: RefSeq, a predicted model, not a curated record
UAAGAUAUUCUCAUGGCUAAUAACAAAAUUCUUAGUGUUUUUCUCUUUGUGUUACUAGGUUUAGGCAUUUGUUCUGCAACUAGAGCCCUCCUCACUCUUGAAGGAGCUGGCCAUAGUCCCGGAACUGGCGUCGGGUAUGGUGGUAAUGUUGGUGGAGGAGGGACAGGUGGUGGUUCUGGAUAUGGAGCUGUAGGGGAACAUGGUGUUGUUGGCUAUGGAAGUGGUGGUGGGAGCGGAGAAGGUGGCGGAGCGGGCUAUGGAGCUGCUGGUGGACAUGGUGGAGGAUAUGGAAGCGGUGGUGGUGGUGGUGGAGCUAGUUAUGGUGCAGGAGGAGCUGGAUACGGAUCUGGCAGUGGUGAAGGAGGUGGUGCCGGAUAUGGAGCUGGUGGAGAACAUGGGGCAGGAUAUGGUGGUGGUGGAGGAAAAGGCAGUGGUGGUGGAGCUAGUUAUGGUGCAGGAGGAGCUGGAUACGGAUCUGGCAGUGGUGAAGGAGGUGGUGCCGGAUAUGGAGCUGGUGGAGAACAUGGGGCAGGAUAUGGUGGUGGUGGAGGAAAAGGCAGUGGUGCUGGAUAUGGUGCAGGAGGAGAGCAUGGUACUGGUUAUGGAAGUGGUGAAGGAGGUGGUGAAGGAUAUGGAGCUGGAUAUGGUGCUGGUGGAGGAGGAGGAAAAGGCGGUGGUGGUGGAUAUGGUGCAGGAGGAGAGCAUGGUGCUGGUUAUGGAGGUGGUGAAGGAGGAGGUCACGGUGGCGGCUAUGGUGCUGGCUAUGGAGGGGGAGGUGGUGGUGGGAGUGGUGGUGGUGGUGGAACAGGAUACGGUGCUGGUGGAGCACAUGGAAGUGGAUAUGGAAGUGGUGGGGGAGAUGGCGGAGGUAUCGGUAGUGGAGGCUAUGGUGGUGGAGGUGGUGAAGGAGGAGGUCACGGUGGCGGCUAUGGUGCUGGCUAUGGAGGGGGAGGUGGUGGUGGGAGCGGUGGUGGUGGUGGAACAGGAUACGGUGCUGGUGGAGCACAUGGAAGUGGAUAUGGAAGUGGUGGGGGAGCUGGCGGAGGUAUCGGUAGUGGAGGCUAUGGUGGUGGAGGUGGCUCUGGUGGUGGUGGCGGUUAUGGUGUUGGAGGUGAACAUGGGGCAGGAUAUGGAAGUGGUGGUGGUAGUGGUGAAGGUGGUGGCCAUGGUGGCUAUUCCCCUUGAAAAUACAAUUGCGCUAUCACAUUGCCUUAUCAGAAAACUUCUUACUUCUUACCCAUGCUAUAUAUUCAAAAAGAAGGGUAAUUUGGGUGGGAAGAAGCUUAAUUAUAUUAAUAUAAUUAAGUAUUUCAAUAUAUAUGCAAGAUGGGUGUACUUAAAAGGUUGUAAUCCAUAAAUAAGUAUUUCAAUAGAUCUUGUUCCUCUUUUUAUUUUA